Clunio marinus is the source of this 1511-nucleotide messenger RNA. The record is from the annotation of a GenBank genome assembly. Lineage: Eukaryota; Metazoa; Arthropoda; Insecta; Diptera; Chironomidae.
ACGUGUUACAAUUUACUCUUCAUAUCGAGAAAAUAGUCGAAAGAGUUGACAACAAAAAUAAAAUAUUAAUAAUGGCUGAUGAUAACGACGAUAGCUGGCUUUAUGGAGCUGGUGGUGAUGAAGCAGCUCAAUCAGAAACCAAAGAUCAUGAUGAAAGUGAAAUUGAAAUGCCUACAAAGAAUGGAACGCUAGACAACAGCAAAGCUUUUGAGACAUUCGAUGAACAUAACUUUGAGGAAGCUGGUGAUGAUGAACAUCUCAUUGCUGAAGAUUCAAAGGAUGGAGAAGAACAUGCUGGCACUGGUAAAUUUAAUAUUGAAGAAUUUGAAAGUGUGGGAUCAAUCAAUGGACAACCGGCUUUUGAAUUUGCUAUUGAAAAUAUUGAAGAUAAGCCAUGGAGAAAACCUGGUGCUGACAUCACCGACUACUUUAAUUAUGGUUUUAAUGAAGAAACUUGGCGUGCUUACUGUGAGCGCCAGAAAAAAAUGAGAAUUCAUGAAAGUGGCAUAGGCCUUGCUGGCUUAACAGCAGCUCAGAAUCCUCAGGGUAUCAAUGAACCACGACAGGGUAUCAAUAUUGGUUUAAAACGUAUUGGCGGUCCUCGACCGAAACCAAGUGGAACAAUUGAUGUAAUUGGAGCACCAACACAAAAUCCAAUCCGGCCUCAAGCUCCUCGUGAAAAUGUCAUUCAAGUAAUGACAGCUGAUCGUCGUGAAUACUCGAGAACUGUUGUUGGUAAUCCACAAAAUCCUCCAAUGCCCUUACAAUUCAACGUACCUCCAGAGGAAUUCUACAACCAUGAGGAACAAGAUGCGUUUAAUUAUGGUUACGAACCCACACAAGAUUCACAAUGGGAUAACCAAAAUCCAGGAUGGCAGCCAAGUGAGAUUAAGGAGUUGACAGGCAUAAAUCAGCCACCACCGAUGAUGAGCCUCAACAUACCUCCUCCAAUGAUGGGUGGAAUGCCACCACGAAUGCCACUGAAUAUGAUGCCCUCUGUUCAACCUGGAAUGAUUCCACCACUCAUGAGUCAAGUUACAUCAAUGCCACAAUCAAUGAAGCCAGUUGAUAACAGAGAUCGUCGUGAAAGGGAACCAAGAAAUUACGAUGAAAGCAGAAAAAGACCACGGGAAAGAUCUUUAUCACGAGAACGAGAGCGAAAAGAACGAGAAAGAACAAGGGAUGACCGUCCUAAAUAUGAAAGAGAUGUCCGUGAAAGCCGAUAUCGUGAAUCUUCAAGUCGUCGUGAAACUCGCCGAUCGAAAAGCCGUGAGAAAACCAAACGCUCGAAAAGCAGAGAGAAAUCAAGAAGAUCGCGAUCCAAAGAUCGUAAAACUGAUGAUAAAGAUAAAGAUCGCACACGUUCAGAUAAGUCAAAACGAUCGAAAAAAGAAGAUUCAUAAAUAACGAAUUAGAUUUUUUGCUAAAAAAUUAUCUAAGCUUUUUUAUUUGUACGAAAUAAAAAAAUUGAUUUAAUUAAUCAAUAAAAAAAAUUAAUUACUUGUAUAGAA